AUGGCAGAUUCAUCCAGUGAUUCAGACAACUUAUUUACGGGUCGGGUUGGAAGGCGGCCUUUGAGAGCAUCCCACAGCAGAGCUCAGAACUAUGGUGCUGAAGAAGUUACAGAGAAGAUCCAUACUUUAGCAAGCACUUUGCAGGAUACCAACAGAAAUCUAAGACACGUUGACCAUUUGCUAGGACAAUACAGAGAAUACAACAAGGAACAAACCAAAGCAAUAACAACUUUGAAAGAAACACUGGAGCAAUCUAUAGGUCAGUUGAGGAGCCAGCGACUAACACGAAACUGUGGAAUGAGAAGUGCAUCUCUCUCAAGCUUAUAUCCCAGUGACCUGGAUGGAGAAGGAACAUCAGCCAACCACCACUUCCUGCCCACUUCUCCUCUCAGGGAUUACGGAGGCGCACAGGGCAAUAAGCACCGAAGGUCUCGAUCUGCAAGUGUUCGGUUUGUCAGUGAGGCAGACAAUGUGGAGCAGCUGCAUUCUUUCCACCAGUCUCUUCGGGAUCUCAGCAGUGAACAGGUUCGCCUGGGAGAUGACAUCAGUCGUGAGCUUUCAAGAAGAAAUCGGACUGAUGCUGAAUUAAGAAAGACUCUAGAAGAAUUGUCUGAAAAGCUCACUGAGUCCCAAAGACAAGAAACGGUAUCAGAACGAGUAGAGAGGAGACUUCAGGAGAUAGAAGAAGAGAUGCGUGCUGAAAGACAGCUCGUAGAAAGGCGCCAGGACCAGCUGGGCCAUGUGUCUCUUCAAUUACAGGAGGUUUUAAGGAAGCAAGAUGUUAAAGCAGAUGAAACAGAAGAACUCAUGAGAAAUAAACUUGUGAAAUAUGAAAGUGAAAAGCACCAGCUUGAGCAGGAAUUGGAGCAGUCCCGGAAAAAGUUGAGUGAAUCUGAAGGCAGUAGAGAAGCUCUUUUGCAUCAGAUUGAGGACCUUCAUUCUCAGCUUUUGAGAGCAGAAGAAGACCGUGUGGAAUUGCAACAUCAAAUCUCUUACGCUGCUAUGCAUCGCCAGAGCUAUCAGGAUGCACAGGAUGAUGACAGGAGAAUCAGAGCAGUAGCUGAAAGAUAUGAGAGAGAGAAGCAAGAUCUAGAGAAACAUAUUUUGGAACUUAAAGCAAAGCUGAGUCAUAAUGCUGUAAUGUCAGAGGUAGAAGAGCUGAAGAGAUGUAUAGAGCGUAAGGACAAGGAGAAAGCACAGCUUGUGAUGCACAUACAGAUGUUAACAUCUGACCUGGAAAACAGGGAGAAGCAGCAGGAAAAAAUGCUGGAUCAGCUAAAGGAGAUAGAGAAUUGCUACAAGGCUUGUGAGAGUGGACGUAGACAAACUGAGCUCCAGUCUGCUGAGUUAGCUCAACAGGUUGAAGAGAGUACCAAGGAAGCAGAACGGUAUCUCAGUGAAUUCAAGCACUCAGAGGCACUCAGGCUGGAGAUUGAGAAAAAAAGAGAGGAUUUGAAGGUGAGAGCCCAGGAAACCAUCCGCCAAUGGAAAUUGAAGUGUAAGAAACUGGAUCGUGAGGUAGAAAAGCAAAAUCAAACUAUCAGUGAACUGAUGGACAAGAAUAGUCAGGCCCUUAAAGAAAAAGAUGAUCUCAAAAGUCAGCUUCUCUCAGCUAUAAAUCAAAUAGAAAACCUGCGGAAAGAGCUGAAUGAUGUGCUUACAAAGAGAGCCCAGCAGGAAGAACUCCUCCACUGUAAAGAGGUAAAACUGAAUGAAAUGGAGUCACACCAGGUAUCUCUUGAAGAAGAGAUCAAAGAAGUGCAAGGUACUGCAAAAAAAUUGGAGAAUGAGUUGAAAAAGCAAGUCUUUCUACAAAACCAAAUGCAAGCUGAGAAGGAGCACUUGAAGACAGAACUUGCAACUAUUAAUUUGUUUCAUAAAAAAGACCAAGAGCGACUCCUAGAAAUGCAAGCAGAUGUAAAACAUUUAAGUGCUGUACGUGUGGAACUAACAAACAGAAUUGCAGAAGAGGAGAAAGCCAAAAAGGAAUUACUUAAGAGCCUCUCAGACCUCCAGAAACAGCAGGAAUCUAGUCAUGAAGAGAUGAUUUCAGCUAAUAGGCAGGUGAAGAUGGAAAGAGAAGUUCACCAACAGGAGUUGGCAGAUCUUAGAUCAGAGUUACAAAAUGUGAAAAUCAAACAUGAACAAAAUGUUCAAGAGCUCAUGAAACUCCUUAAACAAGAAAAAGAUGAUGGAGAGGCUCAGAUUAGAAUGCUAAAGAUGGAACUUUUAGAAGAGAAAAACGUAGUCAAGGCUCAGUGUCGACAACUGGAAAAAAUAAAAGUUGAGUGUGAUAAGUUGACAGAAGAAUUAACCCAAAAUAAGGAAGAAAAUACAAAACUGAAACGGAAAUGUGAAUUUGUAAAACAAGAACUGGAGAAAAAGGAAAAACAGAUCAGCAAUGAAGAUCAUUUGAGAAAGAUGAGUGAGGCCAGACUGCAGUUUAAAGAUCAGCUACGUCAAUUAGAAAUGGAACAGCAAUCCAUUCUCUCUAUGAUAGGAAGUGAAAUUGAUGCCGCUUGUGAAAUCAUUUCUCGGGACUCUAUGGAGAAAUUCAAAGCAAUAUCCCUUACACCAACAGUACCGAAUGAUCCUCAUCGCUGGUUAGCAGAAGCAAAGACUAAGCUUCAGUGGCUCUGUGAGGAGGUAAAGGAAAGAGAAAGUAAGGAAAAAAAGCUGCGAUGCUACUUGCUGCAGAGCCGAGAACAGCUCAAGAACUUUACACAGAUAAAGGAGACUGAGCAUCAGUCUCUCUUUAAACAGAUAAAAAAACAGGAAAAACUUUUGGAAGAAGUUCACAGAGAAAAAAGAGAGCUACUAGAGAAGACACACAGAAAAGAAGAAGAAAUGGGAGCUCUCCAGGAACGUAUUAUGGCCUUAGAAAUGAGUACCCGAGUGGCUUUAAAUCACCUGGAGUCUGUGCCUGAGAAACUGAGCCUGUUAGAAGAAUGCAGAGAUACCGGGGAGUCCCAUUGCCGAAAGGAGAUGAUUGAGGAGAGGUAUAUGAGGUAUAAAGACAUAGUGACUUCUUUGCAGCAGCAGCUGGAAGAUUCAAAGCAAAGAGUUGGGCAAGUCAAGGAUGUGAAAAUGGAUGCUGAAAUUUCUGAUGUAGAAGUGGCUGCUCAUUCUAGUUGGCGAACUCAAAACAGCUUUUUGUGCAGCUCACCGCUUUCAAGUUCAGGAUCACUUACGAAAGGGAUGGUUCCUUUGGAUACAAGUGGCACCAAGGAAGAUGCUACUAAUGUUGCUGUUAGUGAAAAGAAGCUGCAAGCAGAAGGGGGAAAGCAGUAGAAUAUUUUAUGAAACCACACCAGUUUUCUCUGUGGUAAAUUCCAUUCCACUUUUUUUUUGGUUUUGAACUGUAGUAAUUCCAUCUGCUGUAGGAGUUAUGCACCCUUAAUGAUUCAACAAUUGCCAAACACUCAAAUGAAAGAGCACCAAGACUAAUUCUAAUGAACUCUUUUGAUAAUUUAGGUGACUUGCACACCAAAGGCUUUCUGAGAUUUUGCUAUUCUCUUGUAUUUGUUUCUGCAGUCCUCUUAGACUAUAUUUAUUGUAUUCCUGAAAUACUGUGAAGUGAAAUACCUGUGACAUUAGUCUUUGCUAUGAGCUUAUUUACCCCUAUACAGGAAUUGUUCUGACACUUGUUUUUAAUUAUGUUUAAUUACAUUAUUAAUAAUGAAAAAAAAUUCAGAAAUUGCCUAUUACUAUGAUAGAGAAUAAUUAUACAGUGUUGUACAGACACAUUUGUGGUUUUAGGUCCCUCAGUUUGAAAAAAUCAUUUCAAAAAGAAGUGAUAAAACAAAUUUUUCUCAAAGCAAUUAAAAAUUGACAGCUUGGUUUUGGGUUCAGCAUAUAUGUAUUAUAAGUUGUCUAGAAUUAUUCUUUUGGCCAGAACACUUUUAUUAGAUGGCCUCAAUUAGGCACUUUAAAGAAUCUGAAUCUCACCCAUCUGUAUCAGGAGUGUUGAAUGGCACUUCUUUGUGGCUGUGAAAAUUUUAAAAGCAAUGUUUAAUAUUCAUUUAUUUAUUCUCUUUUGUUCUCUAUUACAGAAGAUGUGUUAUAUUGAUUGUAAAAUACUAUGGAAAUAGAAUAUUGCUCAUUUGUAUUUGUUCAGAUAUCGCUGUUCUAAACAAAUUAGACACAAUUUUAUGUUACAGUGGUCUCAAAGAGCAAAUCAAAGAAUUUUCUGUGUAAGAAUUCUGCUGUCUAAAGAAAUGCAAGUGUUUCUGAUGGUUCUACUUUCAUUUUCCUCUCAGCUACUUCUGGCUGGCUGGAUCACUGCUAGUGUGCCUUAAAAGAUUUGCCAAAGCUACCAGGAUACUUGUAGCAACAUUAACACCACUCAAACAAUUUUGUUUUGCAGACUUCUGUCAUAUUUAGGAAGUCUAUUUCUUCUCUGAAACACUGUUAUUUUUUAGCACUGUAGGUGUCUCAGGUAUAAUUCAUAGGCCAUGAUGUGCCAUCACAAAAGGGGACUCUUUUAUUUUUUUUCUCCAAUACUCUGAUGAAGUGUUCUGUAGUCCCAGUGGGUGCUCUGGACCGUGCGCUUCUUGACAAUCACCUUGUGUUCGUCCUGUUUCAAACAGAACAACAUGCUGAGAACAUCAAAAUCAGACACAGAUAUGAGAAAAAGAUUGAGUUUAUUCUCUGUUCAUUUUCCAUGAACUUAAAUUGCUUAAAACUAAAAAAAGAAAUCUGACAUGGUUAAAAGUUUUCUUUACCUUUUGUUGUGUAUUAUGCUGUGCAUGGUAGUGCUGGCAUUUCAAACUUCUUUUUGCAAACUUCUGGCAUAUCUCCUCAUUCAGAGGGUCAAGAAAACAAAACAGGCACAUCCAUCUGUUCUGAUCUCAAUGGCCAUGACAGGAACAAGAAAAAAAAUCAACAAAUAAACUGCUCUCUACAAAGAGUGUGGAUGUCAUGAAACAGUGUUUAGCUCAAGCCAUGGCUACUGUAAACUAAACUUACUUUAAGUGGAUCCAACAUUUGGAAUUUAUUUUUUUUAUUAGAUCAGAGCAGAGGUGAAAAUAUGGCAUUUAAAAUACUUUAACUGGUUUGGUCUGCUGAAACUUAAAAAAUUGCAAAACAAAAUGUUAGCAGUUUGCAGACUUUAUGGUACCUACAAAUUAGGGCCAAAACAUAGAAUGAUCACUUUAAAAUAUAUUAUUAAGCAAUAAAUCAUGUUCUCAAAACACCUUAUGUGGUAGUGAGGUCUGGUGCAUGGAUUGCUGAUGGAUAAAUGUAUACCCUAACUGUUUUACCAAAGUUUAAAUGAUUUUGUGACAUGAAAGUAGGUAAAUAAAGGGGCCUUUGAGAGUCUUAGCUGAGAAGUAUGACCAGAAAUAUAAUGUCCUCUCUUUUUCCGAAGAAAUUUGUAAAAAUCGUACAAUUUUAUGUAUUUAUACUUUUUUUCCUGACUUGUAACUUAGAAAUCUGAAGUAUGUGUUCUUAAAACAGGAUCACUACAGAUUUAUAUUGUUAGAAAACUAAGGACAAGCAGUCUUAUCCCCCUCACUAUUACAUCAAGUAUUGAAUCAACUUCUGUACUACAUAGGACAGAAAUUACUACUGGGUGAACAAUUUUGGCUUUAAAACUUUAGGUAUGUUCAGUGCUUAGUAUAUUUGCCUUUGCCCAUGUGACUGGGUUUUCAUCAGUUUUAUAUCCUUUUAUAAAAUUUUCUAAAAGGAGUGGAAGAACAGAAGAGACAUCAAACCAUGCACACACACACUCUCGCAAAAAAUUCUUACUGAGUAGACUUAGGGACUCCAAAGCCAGGAAAUUCUUUCUCAAGUUUACCCUCUUGGCAUGGCAGUCUAGAUAGCAUGUAAUAUUUGUCUCUCUUCCUCCUUUGAUAGAGGUUCAUAUUACAAAGUGAAUUUUGUUUCCUCUUUACUGAAGGCUAAAGUUCCGUUCAUGACAUUACAUGAAACUGUCCCUUUGUGGUUUAAGAAAUAAUAUUUUUUCCGUAUUAGUCUGAAAUAAUAUUCUUCUGCACAAUUUCAGUUUUUAAAGUAGAAAAGCAGAAAUUUUUAAAUACAGCCUUUUGUAUAUUUCACAUCUUUAAAAUUGCUGUCCCUUCUGGUAGCCAGAUGUUUUUGUUCUUUAACCCUUUAAUGACCUAUUACUCAAUUCAUACCCAAAACAGUCGUUUUCAAAAUCAAAAAUGUGGUAUUGUUCACACAAAAAUGAUGUUUGUUCUGUUUAACAUUUGGUAAAUCAGGAUAUUUUUUAUGUAUGUACUAAGUACAUACAGAUUUUAUAAGCUAGUAUCAGGCACUCUUUUUUUUUAAUGCUGCAGUGAAAUACAGUGCUUCAGUACUGUGCUUUCAAAAUGUAUUGGCCCUCUAUUUUAGCAUCAAAUAGCUGUCACAUGAAUAAGCUAGAAAUUUUAUGCCCUUCAGUUCCUAAUGUUUUAUAGCAGACUUGAGAGUACUUAAUUACUUUUGAGACUAUAUUUACUAAACAGACAAAAUAAUUUAUUUUUAUUGUGUAAUUAUGUCAUCCUAAGAAGAAAUGUCAAAAUAAAAAUAAACAAUAAAAUUUUACGGUGCAAAACAAAGCAAUUUCUUACAUUUACUUCCCAAAUUUUUGAUGGAAACUGGUCUUCAGUGAUGGUGAAAAUACUCCUUGGAUAUUCAAAGCUCAGCCACAUUUUUACUGACUAUUACAGCAAAGUAAAUAAAGAAAAUACAUGAAAACCCCAUACAACAAAGAAACUACAAUUCUCAAAUCCAUUUCUCAGCUAAUGAAUCUACAGUUCAUCUGUGGCUUGCAAGGCAUAGUCUUUGCACUGGAUAGCACUGAGUGGUUUUUCAUGAAUGAAAAUGCCAGUAUUACUCUGAAAGGAGAUCAGUAGGUAUUUUUGUUACACUGAUUAUAAUUUUUAUGGCUUAGUAUGAUGGUCUGCAACUUGGAUGCGUUCUCAUGUCUAUAACAUGCAGGAAAACUUUUUCAUAAAUUUUUGUGGCGCUGCUUUUACAGUAGAAUUUUACAGUGUCCAUGUUAAACUCCUUGUGUCUGCAGUGUGUUAGUAACAAAUUUAUCUGUCUAAGCCCUUGUCACCCCACAGAGGUAAUUGAUACUGCAGUUAAUGUGAGUUGCAGGUCAAUAGCUGAUGACACAGCCUUCUCGAAAAUGGAUGUGCUGGAGGACAUCAUGCAAAGUCCUCUGAUUUUGACGUAAUUGUAGAAUUUAGAAGCAGUUGUAGAGGAAAACUUAACAGUGGAAGGGAUGGAAAGCAGUUCAUGAUUAAAUUAAAAUUUAAGAACACUUUUGUUCUUGUUGCCUUAGCUUAAAAACUGUCUUAUAGCUAGUAUUUACAUCUGAAUGAAAGUGAUCCCUAAACGAAAUUCCAUGUGGACAAUUUUUUUUUUCAUGCUUAAGUACUUUCUACUCUAGCACAACUCUACUCUUUACUGUAAGCAUGUCUGGGCUGCUGUGAAUAUGAACUUAUUUGCUUUUCUCUGUAAAUAACUAAAUUCGAUUUUAAAUCUGAGCAAUAUUUCUGUGCUCUGUACAAGAGUACAACACAGCAGAAUCCAAUAACCAAGUCAUUCAAAACUCUGCAAUGCUUCUGGGAAUGUUGAUGGCAAAAAUGAAGGAUAUUGCUGUGGUUAAAAUCCAGCAAUAUCCAACUUUUAUCAUUUGUGCUAACAACAAUAGCUCUCCUGUUUCUAAAGCUGAAGUUGCACUUCUGUAAUUUUUCUGACUGAAAUAGUGAGAUUUUAUUUUCUUUUCCCCUAACAAUGACAAAAUCUGUAGUGUGAGAAUAUGCAGUGAACAUAUUUUUAAAUUUCUAGUAUUUUUAUUUGGGAAUCUACGAGGUGCUAUUUGGAACUAACACAGUUGUUAACAUGUUUUUGUUAAAUUAUUACAUUUAAAAACACAAACUCCAUAGAGAUACCUCUUUUAGGAUAAUUUUGCUGUCUGUUUUUAGCGACAUGGCUCCUUGAUAGGUGUUUUAUGGGAAUAAGUACAACAAUUGUUCUUGAGUAGUUUGUUAUUUUCUUGUCUCUUCAGACCAGAGUUGUUUUGAUGUUAGACUGCUUUUCUCAUCUGCCAUCUAAAGUGCACUAGUGUGUCAGAAGACAUACCAUAAUUCCUUCACCUACCCACUGUCAAUAAUUUUGGUAGUUUAUGUUCCCAUGGAAUUACAUUAGUAUUGAUGGCAGUUGUUUCUUAUAAGCUCUUUUCGUAUGAACUCUGACACUCUUGUUUGUUUACUAAAAUAAAAGCUACAUAGUAAAUGGACUAACAUCAGGUCACAUGCUGUCUAAUUUUAAAGAUUAUUCUACAGGCCAAAGUAAAUAUCUCUUACUACAUUCAUCUAGAUUUUCUGAUUGCCAGCAUUGAUUCUACUAUCAGUUUGUAGAAGGAAAUAGUAAAGGAUAGACUUUGCCACAAUACCCCUGAAAUAUUAUUGAGUUGAGGCAAAAAAAAAAGAGUCUACAACAAAUUUAGGACAUCUGUCUAAGUGCUUAUUCUAGAACCUAAAAUACUCAUAUUAAAAAGUGUAUUUCUUCAGUGUGUUAAUAUCAAAUCAUCUUCCUUAUAAACAGUUGCUGACACCUAAAAUAUUUUUGAAAAGUGCUACUGAAAUUUGCUAAAUGUGAUCAAAAGGAUUUCUGUAUCACUCACUCUGUUAAACAAGCAUGGAACUGGGAAACGGCCCAAUUUAUGUUUCUGGCAUGAGGCUCUUCACAGAAACCACCAGUGGUACAGUUUUGUAUUUAAUGUGGAAAAUGAUGAGGAUGAGCUGUGUUUUGCUGGUGGUCAAGAGAACAGUUUGCAUCUGUGACUUUUUGGUGUAGGGAGCUCAGUGUGUGCACCAUUUUUAUUGAGGCUCUCCCAGGCUUCUGCAGCACUGACAGCACCAUUUCACUCAAACAGCUGCAACCAUGAAGACAUCAUGGAGCUGGCAGAACUUUUGUUACAUGUUUUGACUAACAGAGUGUCAACAAGUCCAUCAGAAACCUUGGAGUUGUUUGUUUUGUCUUCACUGGAGCAGUCUCCAGUGCAGUCAUAGAGCUGGAAGAUGCAGAAACCUUUGUUUAGUGUGAGCUACCAUCAGCAGGGAGGCUUGCUGGCCAUGGAAUGCGAAUGCAUUAGUAUAUUGUCCAUUGAUCAAUUAGAGGUCUACAAAUUAACAAAAAACUGAUCUAAAAGGUUUUUAAAAGUGAGACAAAUCAUUCUUAUAUGGUAGUUAAAAAAAUCUCUGCAAAUAUGAAAAAAUGAAGUACCAAAGUCAAGAAACACUUCAUUUUUCCAGAAUGCGAGUAAUUGCUUAAUUUCAGUGGAGUGACAGACUGAAAUGAAGCUCCUGAAUAUGUUAAUCAGCAGACAUCAACCCACUUCAUAUCAUCUCUUAACAUGUGAGACUUGCUGACUUUGAUUUAGACUUAACUACGUUCCAUACUUAGGGUAAGUCUCUUAUGUGUGCUGUGCACUGAGUAGCAAUGUGGAAAUAAUUCCACUGGAUGCAGCUGAUAUGCUACAAAAGGAAUACUGGCUCUUGCAGUGUAUUUUAACAAAUAGCUCAAAUGUUCACAUUUCUGUUGUGGUAUUACAUUACCAGAAGAAAGCAACAAAUAGAAAAAUACUUGAAUUGUAGGUGAGGGUGUCAAUACAAUAACAGUGUAUUACUGAGGUUUUGAAGGUGUAUCACUUUUAAGGCUGACAUUUCUAUCUGUGCUUAUUAGCAAAUGCUGAUAUUCUGUUUUAAUUUUUUUUCCCUUGGGGCUUAUGAGAAGAAAAUGUGUUAUUUGGUUUUGAUUUCUGGAACAUGUUUUGCCAUCUCAUGCUGUCAAUUUCUAUUUAAUUUGGUGUUAGCUAAAAAAUUUUACCAUCUAAUUCUGAUACUUCAUUACAAGCACUCCUAAUUAAGUUAGUUAAUACAUGAGUCACUUUCCUCCAGAUCUUUUGUUUUCAUUUCAUUUGAAUGAAAUACAGUGGUUUUUUGCAGUUAGUGUCCUAAAACUGGAGCAAAAUUAUUCUUGUGAACUAGCAGUUUGGUUGGGACAUUCCAAAACUAAGAUUUCCCAGGCAAUUCAUACAUGUGACACUGAAUAUAUUACAUUAUAUUUCCCAGUCAACUAUUGUCACUGCAGUAUAGUAUAAAGCAACAGCAAAGAAUCUGCAUAAUUUCAACAAAUAAUAUGGAUGAGAAAUGUUUCUGUGCUGGUAUGAAGUCAGAAAGGUCUGUUUAAUACUUCUAAAACUUAUUGUAUUGGUUAACGUGAUAGAAAUAGGCAUAGUGGAAUGAAAUUCCUCAAUACUGAAUAAUUUCUUGAGAUAAAGUCCUUGAGUGUUUAGCAAGGAGUCCAGCUCUUUGUACAUGUUGAGGUUCACCUUAGUGUAGUAACCAGAAGUACUGCAGUUUCCUUCAGACUUGAUUUCUGAAACAUAAAGGUGUGUUCAGAUUUCUAAUAGCUGUGUAGGCAUCAGGUAUAUCCUGUCCACAUAAUUAUAUCUCUUUCUUAUAGACAUUGACAUAUAUAAACAUGUUCAUGCAGUGUAAAAUUUUACUGCUCAAAAAGAAAGAUUGCCUUUUAUGCUUUGAAAUCCUGACUGCAGUAAGGCUAGCAGAGGCCUUGCCAUUACUAUCAGUAGAGUUACAGUUUUGUGCUGAGUUUUAGAAAAGAGGAGAGAAAUAUUUUUUUUGUCUGUUUUUUCAUUGCAUUCUGAAGGUAUGCAAGUCUGCAAUAUAUGUUGGUUUGAUGAACAACAAAUGCUUGCCGAAAAAUACAUGAUCUUAUAAAAAUCAUAUGGUAACAAACUCCAAAACACUUGGAAUAAUUUGACACUAUCUCAUUUUUAUAUUUUAAAUUUUUUCAGAAUCUAAGAAAUGAGAUUUUGAGUUCAUUUAGGUUACUAUGUUUUUUUCAAGACUAAAUCAAAGUUAGUUAUAUCAUGAAAACCAUAGUACUUCUGAAUAACAUCAAUCCAAGCUUAUGAAAUUUGAAAAAUUCUGAAGCAGCUCUUUGAUCCACUUCUAUGUGGUCUACUAUAGUAUUUUCAAAGUAAUGAAGCCAUCUCCAAGGAAAGAUGGCUCAUCUGUUAAUAUGUAUCAAUUGUAUUUCAGAGUCUUGACUAAAUGUUUUGUUUUGUAUCAGUUUUUCAACUGAUCUAGUAAUUUAAUGAGAACCAAAAAUGGGGAUUUUUGUGUGUGUGGGGAGAAGGUAAUUACAUCUUAGAUCUAAAUUCCAGUACUGUUGGUAUUCUUUCUUAACAAAAGACUCACAAAAUAAAACCAGUUUUGACUUUUUUGUCCUAUGAUAUUUUAGUUCCAAGAUAGAUAGCUUCACAAGUUAUUUGCAGUCCACUUUUUCCAUUAUCUGCCAUCUUCAAGGAGGAAGAAAGUUCAGCUUGACUAUCUUGAGAAGUAUGUAAUGAAUUUAAAUAAAAAAAAUCAAAAAUCUUAGAAUCAUUUAGGUUAAAAAAGAUCCUUUCGAUCAAGUUCAGCCAAACUACUGCUUGACUAUUACUUCCUGUAAAUCGCAUGGAUACACAUAAAAAUAAGUCUACAGGUUGGAUUUUCAGAAACCUCAUGCAGGUUUAGGAACAAUACAUUGUAGAAGUAUAAAAGGAAGAACUGUUACCAUGUUGGUUUGAUGCACAAGUCCUUACCAACCUGUGAAAUUUGAGAUACUUGGUUACACACGAGCUGGUACUCAUGUCGCACCAGAGCACCAGUUUUAUUGUUGAGUUGCUUCUCUGACUUCAGAACAUCUGUGCCUGAUUUAUACCAAUAUGAAGCCAGAAUGAAAUCUCAUGCAUAAAGCCUAAGUACCAAUCAAAGUACGAAGUGCUGAGAUCUUGUCAAGUGAUUGCAGUACGAAGUAUAUGAAAGCUGUCUUUUGUGCUCUGAGUAUGUUGCUGCAAGCUGAAAUCUUGGCACAGUCUGCAGGUAUGUUUAAGUUUGGUUAAGGCUGUACUAGGAAAGUUCAUAUGUUAAUUUAAUGUCAACAUUUGUACCUACUUUCUGCAAUUAGACUGUAAAAUGUUAGCCAAUGAGGCAGUUACAAAAAUAUCAAAAUACAUUGCACUUCUGCUGACUUGGGGCUUAGUCCAAGCAAUUCCUGAAGGCGGGGUUGCAAGUCUUCAUUGCAUCUCAGGAGAUAGCUGGUACCUUUGCAGGACCAAAGUUGCUAGCUGUACUUGUAAUUUAAAGUAUAACAUAAAAACUUGUCAUUUUUCUAAGCUAACACAAUAAAUUAUUUUUCUAAGCAAUGCAUGGCAUCUGUAUUUAUUUACCUAACAUUGCCAAACUUACGUAAAGGCCUGUUUUAUGUAAUUGAUCUUUUUUAGUUUUGUGAAGUAUAGAUGUGUGAUAUGGAAUUAUAUUGCCCAGUUUUCUUCUUAUCUCUAGGAGCAAUUGGAUUUUUUAUUUUGUUUUCUUUCUCCUACUGUAAUAUUUGUUUAAAAAGUAAGAUGAUAGUUUCGUUAUGAGAAUAAAUAGUUUUCUUCAAA
Molecule: messenger RNA, 12469 nt
Organism: Melospiza georgiana
Lineage: Eukaryota; Metazoa; Chordata; Aves; Passeriformes; Passerellidae
Gene: CEP128
Product: centrosomal protein 128
Exons: 23
Coding region: 1-3291 (1096 amino acids)
Source: RefSeq, a predicted model, not a curated record